Messenger RNA from Orcinus orca (killer whale), 1208 nucleotides. RefSeq lists its product as uncharacterized. Lineage: Eukaryota; Metazoa; Chordata; Mammalia; Artiodactyla; Delphinidae. The record is from RefSeq and is a predicted model, not a curated record. The transcript has 3 exons. Bases 1 to 729 code for a protein of 242 amino acids.
AUGAACCACUUUGGAGGAAGUGCACAUUCUGGGCGAGAACACAGCACACGAUCGAUCGCAGAACUGUCACUUGACACUCUGGGCCAGUGGUUCUCAGUCCCGGCUCCAUAUCACGAACACCUGGUGAUUCUGGGGCCUCAGCACUUGGAAGGCUUCCCAGAAGAUUCUAAAGUCUGCCGGGUUCAGAACGAGUUUCUAGGCCCCCGUCUGGGGGUGGGGGUGGACAAGGCGCGUACUCGUCCCCGGCGCUCCCGGGCCUGGGUCCUCUGCUCCGGUCCCGGCCCGCGAGUCCGCAGGAAGCGCGCCCUCAGCCCGCUCGGCGGGCGCGUGGGGUGCCUCAGCGGCGCAGACCCUGGCCCGCCCCCCCUCCGGCGCGCCCUGCCCCACUCACCCACUCCCCGAGACCCGCGGCAAGAGCCGAGGGAGGCGCAGGCCCGCAGCGAGGCCCAGCCGUCCACGGGGACACGACGCGCGCGGGCGGAAGUGCGCCGCCGGCCGUGCCCACGUGAGGCUGCUCUAGGAAGCGCCGGAGGUCCGCGCUCGGUGGUUCCCGCCGGAGUUCAACCGCGCCUGGAGGCUGGGCAGCGGCCCCGGGCAUCCGCUCUGUGCUGCAGUGGGACUCCCUCUCCUUCACUCGCCCGCACCAGCGCACUGGGUUCGAUGGUGGCGGUAACCCGUGAGGACCAGAGCCCCCAAGGCUUGGGACUUCCCUGGUGGCGCAGUGGUUAAGAUUUCCCCUGCCAAUGCAGGGGACACGGGUUCGAGACCUGGCCCGGGAGGAUCCCACAUGCUGAGGAGCAACUAAGCCCAUGUGCCACAACUACUGAACCUGCACUCUAGAGCCUACGAGCCACAACUACUGAGCCCACAUGCCACAACUACAGAAGCCCGUGCACCUAGAGCCUGUGCUCUGAAACAAGAGAAGCCACCGCAAGGAGAAGCCUGCACACCGCAACGAAGACCCAACGCAGGCAAAAAAAAAUAAUAAUAAUUUUAAAAUUUCAUGCUCCUAUGUAGUGCUAGAUGCACUGGUAUUUGCUCACAUGCUCAAAGUGGUCAAAGUAUCCAACAGCUUCAUAACAGGAAUAGAAGUGCUGUGGAUGUGAGGUUUUUAAAACUACCUGGAUAGAGGGAUCAAAAUCCCAUCCUCCCCCCACCCCAGCCCCCCGACCCCGACUGCUUUGCUCAAUAAACCAUUAGAUCAUUUA